Messenger RNA from Thermochaetoides thermophila DSM 1495, 2550 nucleotides. RefSeq lists its product as uncharacterized. Gene Ontology annotation, biological process: transmembrane transport. Gene Ontology annotation, cellular component: membrane. Gene Ontology annotation, molecular function: secondary active sulfate transmembrane transporter activity. NCBI's taxonomy places the organism in Eukaryota, Fungi, Ascomycota, Sordariomycetes, Sordariales, Chaetomiaceae. The transcript has 4 exons. The record is from RefSeq and is a predicted model, not a curated record. The coding region runs from base 1 to 2550 and encodes 849 amino acids.
AUGCCUAACAAAGCUGGCCGCAUCGCGGCCAAGGCUCUCGGUAUCAAGCUCCAGGAGGAGGAUCCUUACACGCGUGAACUCGAGAGGCCUGGCGCCUCCAUGAUCUCAAACGUUACCAGCCACACCUUCGUUGAGGAACCUCCUCAUGUCGUUGAUUGGUGCCUCGGCCUGAUUCCCACGGGUGAGCAGAUCUAUCGCUACCUGCUCUCACUGUUUCCCUUUCUGUCAUGGAUCGGCCACUACAACCUUCAGUGGCUCAUUGGGGACCUCGUUGCCGGCAUCACUAUCGGUGCUGUCGUCGUGCCCCAGGGCAUGGCCUAUGCCAAGCUUGCCAAUCUUCCUGUUCAGUUUGGUCUCUAUUCGUCCUUCAUGGGCGUCCUAAUCUACUGGUUUUUUGCCACGUCUAAGGACAUCACCAUCGGCCCCGUCGCCGUCAUGUCCCAACUUACCGGUGGCGUUGUGGCCGACCUCGCCGAGGUGAUACCCGAGGUCCCCGGUCAUGUCAUUGCGUCGGCACUUUCCAUCCUGGCCGGUGCUAUCGUGCUGUUCAUCGGCCUGAUCCGCUGCGGCUGGAUCGUCGACAUCAUCUCGCUUACAGCUCUGUCCGCUUUCAUGACUGGUUCGGCCAUCAACAUUCUCGUCGGUCAGGUCCCCACUAUGAUGGGUAUCACUGGUUUCUCAACGCGUGAUCCCCCUUACCUCGUUAUCAUUCACACGCUGCAGGGCUUGCCCCGCACCAGGCUGGACGCAGCCAUGGGUCUGACGGCUCUUGCUCUGCUGUACAUCAUACGUACAGCUUGCAGCCUUGCUGCCAAGCGCUGGCCGCAUCGCCAGCGCCUCUUCUUCUUCCUGUCCACCCUCCGUACCGUCUUCGUCAUACUGCUGUACACCAUGAUCAGCUGGCUUGUGAACCGGGGCUUGCCUAAGGACCAGGUCAAGUUUAAGAUACUGUUGGAUGUCCCUCGGGGCUUCCAGAACGCCGCUGUCCCCGUCCUCAACAAGCGCAUCGCUAGCAACCUGGCAAGCUACCUGCCGGCUACCGUCAUCGUCCUGCUGAUCGAGCACAUUGCCAUCUCUAAGUCGUUCGGUCGAGUCAACAACUACACGAUCAACCCCUCGCAGGAAAUGGUCGCCAUUGGUGUUACCAACAUGCUCGGCCCUUUCCUGGGUGGCUACGCCGCGACCGGUUCGUUCAGCCGUACCGCUAUCAAGUCCAAGGCUGGCGUCCGCACGCCGUUCGCCGGUGUUAUCACGGCUGUCGUCGUUCUGCUCGCCAUCUAUGCGCUUCCGGCCGUGUUCUACUACAUCCCAAACGCAUCCUUGGCCGCCUUCUGGUUGGUUUCGCCCUUCGAAGUCUUCAUCUUUUUCGUCGGUGUCUUUGUCACCAUUUUCUCCACCAUCGAGAACGGCAUCUACUGCACGGUGUGCCUGUCGGCUGCGAUGCUUCUGUUUCGCAUUCUACGGUCCAGAGGCCGCUUCCUGGGUCGCGUGCGCGUGCAUUCUGUUAUGGAAGAUCGCAUCAUUGGGCAGACCUCACGGCGUCUCAGCGACGAGUACGGCACAUUCACUGGCAUGCCUGAGGCUCCGUUCCGCAACGUCUUCCUGCCCAUCACCCACGCCGACGGCUCCAACCCCGAAGUCGAGCUCGACAACCCGUAUCCCGGUAUCUUCAUCUACCGCUUCUCCGAAGGUUUCAACUACACCAAUGCUUCCCACAGCCUAGAAUACAUGGUCGAGUACAUAUUCAAGCACACACGCCGCACGAACCUGCAGACCUUCGAGAAGCCCGGCGACCGCCCUUGGAACGACCCUGGUCCUUCCCGCCGCAAGCUGAAGGAGGCAGCCCGGGCUGCUGCUGAGGGCGACAACUCGUACAGGCCCGAUGUUGAUCCUAAUCUCCCCACGCUUAAGGCCAUCAUCCUCGAUUUCAGCUCCGUCAACCAUGUCGACAUUACCUCGGUACAGCAGCUCAUCGACGUCCGCAACCAGCUUGACCGCUACGCAGCCCCUGAUAUCGUCGACUGGCACAUCGCCUGCAUCAGCAAUCGUUGGACCAAGCGCGCUCUUGCCGCCGCCGGCUUCGGCUACCCGACCAUUCGCCCCGACGUUCCUCACCUCCGGUGGAAGAGCAUCUUCAGCGUGGCCGAGAUCGGCGGCGAGCAGAGCGCUGCGGCUGCCGCCGAGUUUGAGGACAACGAGAAGGAGCUUGGCCAGCAGCAGCAGUCUCAGCAGGAUCUGGAGGCUGGUAUGACUAAGCCUGAUAAUGCUAGCGGUCAUUCUUCCUCGUCAGUCCACGCGGACGACCACAAGCAGGGUUCGACAACUGCGGUGACCAAGAAGACUAGCCCUGCUUUGCAUGCUGGUAGGACAGUUGCUGUGCACGGCAUCAACCGGCCUCUGUUCCAUGUCGAUCUCACCAGCGCGCUGCAGAGUGCCAUCGCCAAUGUUGAGGCUCGGAACGAGAUCAUGGUUCAGCAGCAACACCAGGAGACUGAACAGAGGCGGCCUAGUACGGGACAUGAGACGGACACUAGUGGGACUCUGAACUAA